AUGUCUUCCCUUACUUCGAGUCCUAACUUGACUCCUACUACCUCGCGAGCGCCCACACAACAACAAUCUCCUCACAUGUCCCCAUAUCCGCAGAGGUCGUCCUCCCUCAAUCGACGACGUGGAAUAUCGCGUGUGCGAACCGAAUUCCUUCCCACCAUUUCUUCCGCUCCCACCGUUCCAAUGUCGGCUUCCUCGGUCACAACCUCAAGUUCUGUACAAGCAUCGCCAAUUAUGUCACCCGAGACUAGUCAAAUCAUGACCAACAACUCCUCAUUACAAGUAUCGCCCGAAGGCCCACGAGGGCGUGAACCAGAGUAUCGCCUUCCCCCUUUCGAUCCCCUCCCCGACUCAGUCGUCUCGAGGAGACACAGCCAAACUGCCAUGGCCGAAUCAUUCAAUGGCAAUCGAUCACAAGGGUUGAUGAGGAGGUUAUCGAACAAGAUUUCAAGACGGCAGUCUACAAAUACAAGUCGGGAACAAAGCGCUGGACCAGUCAUGUUGCGACGUCGAAGUGACAGUACCAAUACAGCGCCAGAUUCCAGACACUACCCAAUCAACUCAGAUUCCGAUGAGGAUGUUCACGAGGAUACCAUUGAGUGGGUGGAUUCGCCAUUAGGUAUUGAAGGUCUCACCGGUGACUAUCCAAGUUCCAAUGCAUCGUUCGCUUGCUCUUCGACAAUGACUGGCGGCAACGCAGGUCUCGCAUUCGGACCUGUUAUACCCACUGUUCUUCUCCAGGGCACCACGAUGAUCAAGAUCACAAAGAAGAAGAGAAAGGUUCUUACCUUUGUUCUCGAAGAUGAAGCGUGCAAAGUAUCGUGGGAUAAGACGAGGCCCGCGAAAAGCUUCCUCAUAGACAACAUCAAGGAAAUUCGACUCGGAUCUGACGCCCUUAACUAUCGCGAGGAAUUUAAGGUUGACUCUCAGGACGAGCCUCGUUUUUUCUCCAUUCUCUACGUGGUACCUGACAAUAAAUCAACCGGACGCUCAACCAAAAUCAUGCAUCUGAUCGCACCAGAUGAACAAACAUUUGACCUGUGGACCACAACCCUUGAAGCUAUAUCUAAGCAUAGGUAUGAAAAUAUGUCAAGUCUUGUUGCCUUUAACGAAAAAGCCGUCAGGAAUUACUGGCGUGGCGAGAUGACCAAGCAGUUUUCUGAUGUACCUCAUGCCGAAGAUGAAGAGGCUCUCAAUUUCGAAGGAGUCGAGCAGCUUUGCAAAAACCUUCACAUCAACACUUCCUCCAGAUUCUUACGAGAGAGAUUUCAACAAGCAGAUGCUACCAAGUCCAAGAAAUUAAACUUUUCCGAAUUUCAAGAAUUUGUGAAGCUCAUGAAACGAAGAGGGGAUGUUUCCGAGAUCUACAAAGACCUCGCUUCUGACAAUGCCAAAGGAAUUACACUUGAAGAGUUUAUUAACUUCGUCAGUGUAGUACAAGGGGAAAAUGUUGAGAAGGACCGAGCGAAGUGGGAAUCCAUUUUCGCCAAAUUUGCACGUCGAUCAAGAUCACGAGAUCAGCCACUGCAAGAGGGCGAGGCUGCACGAAUGAGUGAAGAAGCUCUAGCCACUUUUUUCACAUCUGUUCAUAAUGUUCCUCUCGAGACUAUCCCCGAAACCUUUACUCUCGAUCGUCCUAUGCAUGAAUACUUCAUUUCUAGCUCUCACAAUACCUAUCUUAUGGGGCGACAAGUCGCUGGAGAAUCGAGUGUUGAGGCUUACAUAUCCGCUCUAAUCAAAGGCUGCCGAUGUGUUGAAAUUGAUUGCUGGGAUGGAAAGGACGGGCGGCCGAUUGUCAAUCACGGUCACACCAUGACCAGACCUAUUAUGUUCUCUGAUGUGAUGUACACUAUUGCGAAAUAUGCAUUUGUCAAAUCACAUUUUCCAUUGUGGAUUUCCCUAGAGGUUCACUGCAACGAUGCCCAGCAGGCAGCUAUGGCUCAGAUCAUCAAAGAAGCGUGCGGUGAUUUACUAGUCACAGAGCCUCUUGAUCCAUCAUCCCAGGAGCUUCCUUCGCCCUCUCAAUUGAUGGAUCGAAUCUUAAUCAAAGUCAAGAAACCCAGAAUCUCCGAUGAGACUCCCCCCAAGAUCAAUGGUCGGUCUCGUGGCAACAGUCUUAGCUCACCUCGUGUCUAUCCUGCAGGACUCGACAACUCAAGCAUUUCCAGUGGCUCUCUCUUGCCCCCGCCAACUUCAAACCCGAGUGGAAGCAAUAUCAAGCAAAACAUUCGAAGGACUGGGACUGAUGAAACUACGAGUAGCAGCAGUAGCGAUAGUGAAGGAAACGAAGACAGACCCAAGGAUAAGCCCAAGACAAGCAAGAUUGUUAAGGUCCUCGGGGAGCUUGGUAUCUACAGUGCUGGUGUUAAAUUCCGUGGUUUCGAUGAUCCAGAGAGCAAAGCUUACAAUCACAUCUUCUCAUUCAUGGAGUCUACCUUUGACAGGAAUAGCAAGACGCAAAUUGAUCGCCGAGCGAUGACCAGACACAACAUGAGAUAUCUCAUGCGAGUGUAUCCUAAUGGAUGGCGUGUUGCAUCUACCAAUUUUGAUCCCCUCAAAUACUGGCGACGAAGUGUACAGAUGGUGGCUCUCAACUGGCAGACUCAUGAUCUAGGCAUGCAAAUGAACGAUGCUAUGUUUGCCGGAGGAACCGAUCAAUCCGGUUAUGUCCUCAAACCAAGCGAGCUUCGAGAGAUUAAAAUGCUUCCUAGUGUUCCAGAGGAAGCAGGAGCUGAUCAUGUCAAGAGAGAACGCAAAAACGUUAACUUCUCAAUUGACAUUAUCUCUGCUCAACAACUCAUGCGCCCAAAGGGUCUUCCUUCUAAUCGUUCUGUCGAUCCAUAUAUUGAAGUCGAAGUUUAUCAUGCUGAUGAUAAGAGCAAGGAGACCAAAGGUGUCAUUGGUGAAGGUGGUCUUGACGCUUCUGCUAAAGAUGGCUCUUCUGGUUUAGGAGCCCCUCACAAGCGUCGUACACACAUCGUCCAAGAAAACGGCUUUAAUCCAGUUUUUAACAAGAAAUUCAAUUUCGCCCUAACAACUAAAUUUCCAGAACUCGUUUUUGUUCGCUGGACUGUUAGAUGCUCAUCGGACGGCCACAGUUACAACGAUAAAACUUUGCCUCUGGCUACAUAUACUGCCAAACUCAGCAGUCUCAAACAAGGUUACCGUACUUUACCUCUUUACGACACAAACGGUGAUCAAUUCCUCUUCUCCACACUCUUCUGUCGUGUCAGGAUUGAUCCAGCUACAAGCAUUUAUGUCAAUGCUGAAUCAAACGAAAGCGUUGGAGUACUUAAGAGUCUCGGUCGUACCGUUUUCAACCGAACACCACUUUCACCAAAACCUUCCGUCGACAGCAAUCAUCAAUGA
This is a messenger RNA of Botrytis byssoidea, 3366 nucleotides long. RefSeq lists its product as uncharacterized. Bases 1 to 3366 code for a protein of 1121 amino acids. Gene Ontology annotation, molecular function: calcium ion binding; phosphatidylinositol-4,5-bisphosphate phospholipase C activity. The record is from RefSeq and is a predicted model, not a curated record. Lineage: Eukaryota; Fungi; Ascomycota; Leotiomycetes; Helotiales; Sclerotiniaceae. The transcript has a single exon. Gene Ontology annotation, biological process: phosphatidylinositol-mediated signaling; lipid metabolic process.